Messenger RNA from Lacerta agilis (Sand lizard), 1762 nucleotides. RefSeq names its product tetraspanin 1 (gene TSPAN1). Bases 71 to 859 code for a protein of 262 amino acids. Gene Ontology annotation, cellular component: membrane. NCBI's taxonomy places the organism in Eukaryota, Metazoa, Chordata, Lepidosauria, Squamata, Lacertidae. The record is from RefSeq and is a predicted model, not a curated record. The transcript has 8 exons.
UUUCUUAGGUUCAAAGAAAGCUAAGCAUCCAGAGGAAGCUGCGCCAUUGGGGCAACUAGCUGACUGUCAGAUGAAGUCACAACACAACUGGGACAUUUGGAAAUGCAGUGAAAAUCAACUGCAUUUCACAAACCCAGCAAUCAAGAUGAGCUGCUUCACUUUCUUGAAGGUCAUGAUGGUCUUAUUUAACCUGGCCAUUGUGAUUGGCGGAGGAGCACUCCUUGGCAUUGGGAUCUGGGUCAGUGUUGACAGUAGCAACUUUGUCAACACAUUUGGCCCUUUGUCCUCCAGUGUCCUGCAGUUUGUGAAUGUGGGCUACCUUCUUAUUGCCAUUGGAGCCGUCCUGUUUUUGUUGGGCUUCCUAGGAUGCUGUGGCGCUCAGAAGGAGAGCAAGUGCCUCCUCAUCAUGUUCUUCUCAAUUGUCCUGAUCAUAUUCAUAAUAGAAGUUGCUGCUGCAGUGGUGGCCCUGGUCUACACUUCUCUUGCAGAGACUAUACUUCAAGGAACAGUGACACAGUUAUUGAAAAAAGAGUAUGGGAAGUCCUCUGACCUCACUGCAGUAUGGAACAAAACAAUGGAAGAUUUGAAAUGCUGUGGUCUAAUGAAUUACACAGACUUCAAUGAUUCCUACUACUUUGAGAAACACAACGAGUAUCCACCAUUCUGCUGUGGAAAUGUGGCUGUUUGCAGUGCAGACUCCGCCAAGGCAGAAAAUAUGCCAGGCUGCUUCCCUCAGUUGCUGUCCGAAAUACGCAAGAAUGCUGGUGUAGUAGGUGGCGUUGCAGCUGGGAUCUGUGUAUUGGAGGUUGCAGCAAUGGCUGUAGCGAUGUACCUUUAUUGCCGCUUGGAUGAGAAAUGACUGGGAUAGAAGGCUAGGAGGAUCACCCUGGCAGGAGGCAAGAAAACGGCACGCAUAGCAACCUUUCCUUAACCUGUUUCCACAUCAAUCAAACAUUUCUUGGGCCUGAGGCAUGCCGUGUGUGAUUAACUCUUUGACUCUACCGAGCUGGAAUCUGUAGUGUGUACAUAAAUGAAAAGUGGUUUGAUAUGAAGCUUCUGUAAUAGCACAAGCAGCUUUUAUAUUGAAAGCUGGUAAUAACUGAAUCAAAGAUUUCAGGGGGUGGGGGUGGGAAGAGAAAAACCAGCAGUGUUUCUUCCUUCUAAAUAUGGUCUCUGCCACAGUAGAGUUUGGGGGGCUUUCCACUGGCUUUGAUACCUGCCAUCCUGAAAUACUCUCUAGGAGAGUAAAUGGCCCAGAAUGCUGCUGGUGGCUUUCAAAGGCUCCGGCUGCAUUCAUUUGCAAAUAAUAGAUUCCCAUCUCCAUGGAGUAUAAAUGGGAAUCAACAUGGCCUUUAUUCCACUACACAAAAAUACCAGCACAACCCAGGAGAUGAGCAAAGACCCAUAAGCUACUGUAAAUGGCUGGGGGGGGGGGAGACUAUGAAGAGUGGUGAUAUGAUUACUUCAAUCCCUCUCUGCAGGUUGGUGCAUAUGGGGAGUUGCCUACCUUUUUCCUAUUCCUCACCCCACCCCACUCCAUGCUGACAUGAUCAGUGUGACUUACCAAAACCUGUAUGGGUGUUUGGUUGAGCUGGCUCCACCUGAAGGGAGCCCCCCCCCCCCGUAGAACUUAGUUCUGUUGUAUAUUGACAGCCCUUUAUUUUUUUACACUUUGUGGAUACAAUUUAAUUUAUAAUCUAAUUAUAAAAUCAUUUUGUUUUGCAUGUUUGACUAUUGCAAUAAAAUCUACUAUUUAAUUACA